AUGCUAAUCUCUCCUCUAGCAGACAGGAACCAGAAGGAGUUGUGUUGAGUGUUGUGUGAUGUGUUGGAGGAGCAGUCUCACAGGGAACUGUUUGCCUUAGAGCUGGGCUCUGGCACCAGACAGCAUGUGGUCAACUUUGCCCUGGCAACGCCCUUCAUCACCUGGCAACCGUCAGACAUCAAAGAGGAGUCCCGUGACAGUAUCAGAUCCUACAUAUCGGUGACCAAAGUGAAGACCGUGCUGCAGCCUGUGCCAGCCGAACCCUGGGAGAAGUGGGCGGGCCUUCCACGCGGGGCCUGUGAUGUCAUCGUGGCCAUUAACCUGCUUCAGUACAGCUCUUUCGACACGUCACAAAAUGGUCUCUUGAUCACACAUGGGCCCUACACCAUCAACGGCACCAUCACCCCCAGCUGUAUGCAGGACUUGGACCAGGAACUACGACAGAUGAACCCAGGGUGGGGUCUACCAGACAUCGACGUUCUGAGACAGCUGGCGUUUGGGAACGGGAUGCGCAUGGAGAGGAUGCUGAGCCUCUUUAACCAGUCUGCUGGUGUGUAUGUAUAAACUAAUGGAUCUUUAAGGAUGGACUAUACUGUAGAAUAUGUAACAUGGGUGUCUGCUACUAGCUCAGUCCUUCUAUAAGGAUGGACUAUACUGUAGAAUAUGUAACAUGGGUGUCUGCUACUAGCUCAGUCCUUCUAUAAGGAUGGACUAUACUGUAGAAUAUGUAACAUGGGUGUCUGCUACUAGCUCAGUCCUUCUAUAAGGACGUUUAGGACCAAGCCUUCAGAAUAUGUAACAGAAGGUAUAUCUGCUACUAGCUCAGUCCUUCUAUAAGGAUGUUUAGGACCAAGCCUUCAGAAUAUGUAACAGAAGGUAUAUCUGCUACUAGCUCAGUCCUUCUAUAAGGAUGUUUAGGACCAAGCCUUCAGAAUAUGUAACAGAAGGUAUAUCUGCUACUAGCUCAGUCCUUCUAUAAGGAUGUUUAGGACCAAGCCUUCAGAAUAUGUAACAGAAGGUAUAUCUGCUACUAGCUCAGUCCUUCUAUAAGGAUGUUUAGGACCAAGCCUUCAGAAUAUGUAACAGAAGGUAUAUCUGCUACUAGCUCAGUCCUUCUAUAAGGAUGUUUAGGACCAAGCCUUCAGAAUAUGUAACAGAAGGUAUAUCUGCUACUAGCUCAGUCCUUCUAUAAGGAUGUUUAGGACCAAGUCUUCAGAAUAUGUAACAGAAGGUAUAUCUGCUACUAGCUCAGUCCUUCUAUAAGGAUGUUUAGGACCAAGCCUUCAGAAUAUGUAACAGAAGGUAUAUCUGCUACUAGCUCAGUCCUUCUAUAAGGAUGUUUAGGACCAAGCCUUCAGAAUAUGUAACAGAAGGUAUAUCUGCUACUAGCUCAGUCCUUCUAUAAGGAUGUUUAGGAUCAAGCCUUCAGAAUAUGUAACAGAAGGUAUAUCUGCUACUAGCUCAGUCCUUCUAUAAGGAUGUUUAGGACCAAGCCUUCAGAAUAUGUAACAGAAGGUAUAUCUGCUACUAGCUCAGUCCUUCUAUAAGGAUGUUUAGGACCAAGCCUUCAGAAUAUGUAACAGAAGGUAUAUCUGCUACUAGCUCAGUCCUUCUAUAAGGAUGUUUAGGACCAAGCCAUUUGUUUUCCCAGAUAGAGAUGCAACAGUAUAAUAAAUGCCUGAAACAUUGCCAUGGAAACAGGGCUUCUUCUGCAUCUGAACAGACAUCCUAAUGACACAUGUUUUAAACAUGUAUU
Molecule: messenger RNA, 1756 nt
Organism: Oncorhynchus tshawytscha (Chinook salmon)
Lineage: Eukaryota; Metazoa; Chordata; Actinopteri; Salmoniformes; Salmonidae
Product: methyltransferase-like 26 B
Source: RefSeq, a predicted model, not a curated record